Macrosiphum euphorbiae (potato aphid) is the source of this 555-nucleotide messenger RNA. The record is from the annotation of a GenBank genome assembly. Lineage: Eukaryota; Metazoa; Arthropoda; Insecta; Hemiptera; Aphididae.
AUGUACCUGGACGAUCCCGGUUUGGACACUUUGCUGUCGCUGACCGCCGACGAGCUGUUACCGUGCAAUGACCAAGACGACGAGACCUCAUACGAUGACGAGGACAGCAAAGGAAAUCCGCCAGACACUCAAAGGCAGCCGGACAGACCGAGUGACGUUAAACAGGUGUUGGAGUGCACUUAUCCGAAUUGUGACAAGACCUACUUGAAACCGUCCCACCUCAAGGUGCACAUGAGGAGGCAUUCGGGCGAGAAGCCAUACGGGUGCAUGUGGCCGGGCUGCACUUGGCGUUUCUCCCGAUCCGACGAGCUGUCCCGGCACUGUCGGUCGCACUCAGGCGUCAAGCCGUACGGGUGUGACGUGUGCGACAAGCGGUUUUCGCGGUCCGACCACCUGGCCAAGCACGCGCGGGUCCACCACAAGCGGAUGGCCGCCGCGGCUGCCCGGCUGCAGUGGCCGCCUCAACAGUGCCAGAAGCACGCCGCCGUACAACCGACCGCAGCCACCACGGUUAAUACCUCCGUAACCACCUCACCGGUCACCAGACGUCAGUGA